Molecule: messenger RNA, 5538 nt
Organism: Poecilia latipinna (sailfin molly)
Lineage: Eukaryota; Metazoa; Chordata; Actinopteri; Cyprinodontiformes; Poeciliidae
Gene: jade3
Product: jade family PHD finger 3
Exons: 11
Coding region: 2480-4951 (823 amino acids)
Biological process (GO): regulation of transcription by RNA polymerase II
Cellular component (GO): histone acetyltransferase complex
Source: RefSeq, a predicted model, not a curated record
GGAAUGUGAACAAUAUGCUCGUGUGUUCAGGGUGCCAGGAUUUACCCUGGAUGGUUUAUUCAGGCCACGGGGCCUGCUCCUUUCACGCUAUACCGAGGCCAUUUCUGCGCUUUUGCUUCGCAAAUACUACCUGCUCUGUGGAGGAGUCUCUCUUUAGAAACUUGUAAUUAUCUUCGCAGAGCAUUUAAGCAACUUGAGCUGUGUAAAUACUUGCCUUAAUGUCUGUAGGAAGUGACAUCUUUGUAAGAAGGUGGCGCCAUGUUUGACUUUAUAGCCUACAAGACAGCCUGGUGUAGGCCUGUGGAAGGGAGUGUUUGGCGCCAACAACUCCGUUUAGUUCUUCUUUUUAGUAAUGGAAGCACAACAUAAAUCUCCCAGCUUGACGUUUAACUCAAUACGACAGCCACACGUUACAUUAAUGUCGGUAGAAAUGAGUAAAUCCAGAGGAAACCCCUUUAAUCAUUGUAUUCUCAACCCAAAGUGCCUCUAGUUAAAGAGUAGCAUGUAGACAUGCCAUACACCAACAUUCAUAGUUCCUUCCAAAAGUAUUCAGUCCCCUUGAAUACGCCAGCAAUGCACAAUUAUUCCAUUUAUGACUCCAAAUAAAAAUCUGAAAAGUGUGGCUUGCAUUUGUUUCCAGGCCUACUGAGCAAAUACUUUACUUCAGUGGGUUUAGUUGGGAUUUUUAUGCUACGGAACAUCACACAGUAGCCCACAAUUGUGAAGCGGAACAGUAAUUCAAAAGGUAUUGAACCAUUUAUAGAUAUUUACAGCAGCAAGUCUGGUGAGUUAUGCGUCUACCUGCUCUGUUCGUCUACAAACUGAAACAUUUGCCCCUUAUUCUCUGGAUAAUAGCUCGAACUUGAUCUCAUUGGAUGAAUAGAGGCAAUGUUUAAGCUGUUUUCUUCCAGGGCCACCCCAUAUGUAACACCGUCCGUCCAGGUAAACAUGGAGCUGGAACCACCAUGUUUACCUGUUGCGUACAGUCAUUUCAGGGCUGACGCCUACCGGUUCAAACGUAUUCCGUGAAGUUCAGUAGAGAACACCUUCUUCCAGUUGUUUACCGUUCUGCCUGUGUGGUUUGUACCAAAAUGCUAACAGGACUUUAUUAGCCAGUAGCUUUCUUCUAAUUCCCUUUCUAUUAAAAACACAAUAUUGGAGAAAACGACACCUCUUGGUUUUCAGAAACGGUUUGGAAGUCCGAUAACGUUUUACUUCUGCUUCAUAAUUAUGCACCAAUUUGUGUUGUUCUCUUUGAUGUGACACAUUAUUGUUGUAACUUCACAAAAAAAAAGAAAAUAAAUUCACAGUCUAUGAAAAUAUGUGCAUGCCAUACAUUUACGCUCAACUAUACAUUUCAUCCAUUUUCAGCACUCUGAACUGCGUUGUUGCUGAAAAAAUGCUACAUAAAUAAAACUUCUUAUCCUUAUUUUUUUUUUAUCAUUUAUGUAACAUUAAAAACAAAAAAAAAAGAUUACUGCAUGCACUUUCUCAACCCAUGACAACUGUUUUGUUAGUUUCCACUCAAGCAUGACGAAGUCACUGAGAAAUCCCCCACUUCUACCCUUCUCAGUGAGUGGGUUUUUAUCUCACGAUUCACUGAAAUUCACCGAGGUUAAGCGUUCGUCGUCGCUCUUUGGCGAAUCUCGGUGCACUCGCGAAAGAACACAAAAGUCAGAUUUUUAGCUCAGACAAAGUUGUAAAUAACUAAAAUUGAAUUUUGAGUUCAUUAAAUCCAGGGCGUGAGGGCAAACGAGGAGCUUCGCUGUGGGAAAAACGUCUGAAUGAAAUCAGUCGAAAGCCUGGGCACGUUUCCUCCGUUCCCGGUGGAAAGAGGAACUAGUUUGAUGCGUCUUCCUCCUCCUCCAGCUGCUCCUGCCGUCCUGUCCUCAUGGGGAAUGUGAGGCAUGUCCUGUCUGUUGAAAAGGCUUACUUACUGUACAGGAGGUUACUCCUUGCCUAUGAGCUUUUUGAGAACUUGUAAUGAGUCAUCCACCCAGUCUAAACACACACGCUGUUGGCUUUAUUUUUUAUAUAUAUAUUUUUUUCUUCUGUUUGGCUUUGAUUCUGCUGAAGCGUAACCAGAGUGAAGGAUGUCUGACUUGUUUUAUUUCAACCGUUCACUGGAAACGUUUUGUUCUGGACCUCACCUGAAGAAAACAGUGCCUUCCUGAACUGUUUGCACCUCUUGAAGUUUGAUGCGUUACCAUGACAACCUCGACAUAUUUUUAUGUUGCAGACCAACGCAGAAUAUAGUGGACAGAUGUGAUUCAUGGUUUUCUUUCUUUCUUUUUUUUAAAAUAGAGAUAUUUUUAAAGGGGCGACAUUCAACCGCCGUUUACUGACAAUCAUUAGUUUUAUGUGCCUCUCCUGUUGACUUGUACCGCAGUGAUGCUUCACUUUGUGUUGGUUUGUCACAUAGAAUCUUAAUGACGCAUUUACACUUUAUUUAUUUCUGUAUUUAAAGUUUAGCAGGAGUAUGCAUAUUAUCGUAAAACACAAAGUUGACUUGCGUCUUCCCUCCUGCAGAUAUGAAACAAAGAGGUUAGUUAUCAGAAGACUCCACUGGCAUGCUUUGCAGUCUGACGUUUAUGGACGUUACAGGAUGAAACGUCUCAGGUCGUCCAGCAGCAGCGACAGUUCCGACAACGAGAGUCCUUCAACCUCUUUCUGCUCCUCCCACAAAUAUGAGAGUAAAUCUGGAACCCCGGCCUCAGACCCGAAAAAACCAGCUGAAGUGUUCAGAAAAGACCUGAUCAGUGCCAUGAAGAUCCCAGAUUCCCACCACGUGUCGCCGGAGGACUACUACCUGCUGGCGGACAGCUGGAAGCAGGACUGGGAGAAGGGCGUCCAGGUGCUGGCCAGUCCGGACACCAUCCCCGAGCCGUCCGUGAGAGUCGCCACAGAGAAGUCCAAGGAAGUGCUCUACACCCACCAGAGGAAGUACAUCCAGUGUUCGGGCCAGGAAGCGAUGGAACCCGGAUACGUCAACAUCAAGGAGCUGGCGGAGGCCAUGUGCCGCUACGACCUGGACGACAUGGACCUGUACUGGCUGCACGCGCUCAACAGUGAACUGAGUCACAUGGGGGAGGUGCCCAUCGACGAGCUGAUGAUGGAGCGAGUCAUGGACGCCCUGGAGAGGCAGUGCCAUGACAACAUGAAGCACGCCAUAGAGACGGUGGAAGGCCUGGGAAUCGAGUACGACGAGGACGUGAUUUGUGACGUGUGCCGCUCCCCGGACAGCGAAGAAGGGAACGACAUGGUGUUCUGUGACAAGUGCAACAUCUGUGUGCACCAGGCCUGCUAUGGUAUAGUCAAAGUACCUGUGGGAAACUGGCUCUGCAGGACGUGCGUCCUCAGCAUCGACCCCCAGUGCCUGCUGUGCCCCAAGAAGGGCGGCGCCAUGAAGGCCACGCGCGCCGGCACCAAGUGGGCUCACGUCAGCUGCGCCCUGUGGAUACCCGAGGUGAGCAUCGCCUGUCCGGAGCGAAUGGAGCCCAUCACCAAAGUGUCCCACAUCCCGCCCAGCCGCUGGUCGCUCAUCUGCAGUCUGUGCAAACUGAAGACGGGCGCAUGCAUUCAGUGUUCGGUGAAGAACUGCACCAUCCCCUUCCACGUGACCUGCGCCUUCGAGCACAGCCUGGAGAUGAAGACCAUCCUGGACGAGGGCGACGAAGUCAAGUUCAAGUCAUUCUGCCUGAAGCACAGCAAGCCCGGCGACACCGGCCUCAGCCCAGGCCGCUCCAAAGCGCCCAGCGAGGCGGCCAAGGUGGGCCAGCGCGCGCAGAGGCUGCAGGAGCUGGAGGAGGAGUUCUACACGCUGAUCCAGCUGGGCCAGCUGGCGCAGGAGCUGGGGCUCUCCGAGCGCCCGCUGGACUUCAUCUACCAGUACUGGAAGCUGAAGAGGAAGUCCAGCUUCAACAAGCCUCUGCUGCCCCCUAAGGAGGAGGAGGAGAACCUGGUGCUGCAGCCGCAGGAGGACAGCAUCCACACGCGCAUGCGCAUGUUCAUGCACUUGCGACAGGAUUUGGAGCGGGUGAGGAAUCUGUGCUACAUGGUGAGCCGGCGGGAGAAGCUGAAGCUGCUGCAGAGUAAAGCUCAGGAGCAAAUGUUCAACCUGCAUGUCAAGCUGCUCAACCAGGAGAUGUCCACUGGUCUUCCUGCCUCCCUCCCGGUGGAGAACAUGCUGUUCCGGCCUCCUCCGAGGAUCACCCUGAAACUGAAGAUGCCCAAAGGUUCCGGUCCGGGAAACGGAAACCGCAGCUCCAAGCUGGGCAACGGGCCGCUGUGCCCGGACAACAGCGGAAAUGUCAACGAACACGCCGCGGAGGGGCUCGGCCAGGGGAAGCCCCAGCUGCACGCCCGCAAAGACGACCGACCCAACGGUCGCCUGUUGUCCUCCGGCGGCGGGCCGCCAUCCGGCAAGCCCGCCGGCAAACACCCGGCCCUGCACAUCGUGCACCACGCUCACUCUUCCAACAGCAACGGUAAACUGGACCAGGACCGAGCAUGCGCGGUGAUGUGCAACGGCGCCUUGGACAAGGCGGCGGCUCAGAAGGACGGCUCCCGCCAGACGCAAGGCACCCGGGGCGUUUCCAAGGAGGACCUGGACAAAAGUAGCUUCUGCAAGUCUGCCAUGGAGCGUUUCGGCAGAUCCUUCAAGGAGGCGACCAUUAACUUGGUACGGACGACGGAGGACCUGCGGGUCUCGGACAAACUGUCCCGAAAGAGCGCCGCCAAGGAGAAACAGUGGGCCAAACCCAUACUAGAACACAAAGCCAAAAACAGACGGCCGCACCAGGACAGCGACGGGUACUGCCCCGACCUGGAGCUGAGCGACUCCGAACCUGAGGCCAAAGGUCGGCUCGGUCAGCAGGCGGGGCUGCCGCAGCCAAACGCCCAGCGGAAGGGGAAGCACUCGGCGGGGUCCAGACACUCGGUGACGAGGUGACGCCGUCGGCGGACGCUUCCAGCUCCUCUCAUCAGGGACCAAGCCACGGCGCCGACGGCGCUGCAACAACGGGGCGCAGCGUGUCGGGUUCAGGACCUCACAUCCAGUUUGAAACGGCCAGUAUCGACUCAUCUGAGAGAGAUUUUUACAACCAACUGCAACCUUUUUUUUUUUUUUUUUUUUUUUUUUUAUAUCAUUUUUCCCGUAAGGUUUUUUGUUUUUAUGAUUUUGUUUUCCACAUCAGCUGCCUUCUCUGAAAACGAAUGCUCCACACUCGACUGGUUUAUAGUUUCUUUCCGGUGAGUAAAACACUACAUGUGUGUCUCAAAAUGGGACGAGACGCGUCUUUAUUCUAUUUUAUUUGUUUUAGUUCCCACCAACAUCCGAAGUAUCCUUCAAUAAUGAAAGUGGUGGCAGCAAAAGUAUUAUGAGGCGGCGAUCAGACCGACCGCCUCGUUUCCUGGGGACAGAUGGUCUCGUGAGCAGCCUUCGUCAUCAGAGUUGAAAUGUGAAAACGAGCUGUGAAACAACCAUCUUUACUGUUCUACGUCAUGUUUCAGUAAUAAACGUGGCGUACGUGCUUCAAA